Grammomys surdaster is the source of this 7081-nucleotide messenger RNA. RefSeq names its product cell adhesion associated, oncogene regulated (gene Cdon). Gene Ontology annotation, molecular function: protein binding. The transcript has 20 exons. Gene Ontology annotation, cellular component: axon; plasma membrane. The coding region runs from base 84 to 3815 and encodes 1243 amino acids. Gene Ontology annotation, biological process: nervous system development; cell-cell adhesion; axon guidance. The record is from RefSeq and is a predicted model, not a curated record. NCBI's taxonomy places the organism in Eukaryota, Metazoa, Chordata, Mammalia, Rodentia, Muridae.
GGGUGCCCGGCUCGCGCGGCUCGUAAGCUGAGGCCUGGACUUUCUCCAGAAGUCUUCCCAGCCUACUUCUGUAAUUGGGCGAUAUGCAUCCAGACCUCGGACCCUUAUGGACACUGCUGUAUGUUCUUGCAAUUCUGUGUCCUUCUGUGAGCUCAGACUUGGCACCUUAUUUUAUUUCUGAGCCAAUCUCUGCUGUCCAGAAGCUUGGAAGACCCGUGGUCCUACACUGUUCUGCUAAACCUGUUACUGCCCGAAUCUCAUGGUUGCAUAAUGGAAAACGAUUGGACAGAAACACAGAACAGAUAAAGAUCCAUCGGGGGACUUUGACCAUUCUGUCUCUUAACCCUUCCCUUUCUGGUUGCUACCAGUGCGUUGCCAACAACAGCGUCGGCGCCGUUGUGAGCGGCCCUGCUACAGUGUCCGCUGCAGCUCUGGGUGAUUUCGAUUUGUCAGCAAUGCACGUUAUUACUGCAGAAGAGAAAAACACAGGUUUCAUUGGCUGCAGGGUACCAGAGAGUAACCCCAAAGCCGAGGUGCGCUAUAAGAUCCGGGGAAAGUGGCUGAAGUCUUCCACAGGAAACUACAUAAUCCUUCCCUCAGGAAAUCUUCAGAUUCUGAAUGUAUCCUCGAAGGAUAAGGGAUCAUACAAAUGUGCCGCCUAUAAUCCUGUCACCAGCGAACUGAAAGUUGAACCCACCAGCCGGAAGCUCCUUGUGAGUCGUCCUUCCUCGGAUGGUUUUCACAUUCUUCACCCUGCUCUUUCUCAGGCAUUAGCUGUCCUUCCUCACAGCCCCGUUACCUUGGAGUGUGUGGUGAGUGGGGUCCCGGCCUCACAAGUGUAUUGGCUGAAGGAUGGGCAGGAUGCCGUGUCAGGAGGCAACUGGAGAAGGCUGUACUCUCAUCUUGCCACAGCCAGCAUCGACCCAGAGGAUUCUGGGAACUAUUCCUGUGUGGUGGGCAACAAGUCCGGAGACGUAAAACAUGUCACUUACAUGGUCAAUGUACUGGAGCACGCUUCUAUUUCUAAAGGGCUGCACGAUCAGAAGGUGUCCCUGGGGGCCACCGUACAUUUUACCUGCGAUGUUCAUGGGAACCCAGCUCCCAACCGCACCUGGUUUCAUAAUGCGAAGCCUAUCUACCCCUCCUCACGGCAUCUAACUGAAGGAAACAUGCUGAAGAUCACCGGGGUUAUCAUGGAAGACUCUGGGUUAUAUCAGUGCAUAGCAGACAAUGGGAUUGGAUUUAUGCAGUCUACUGGAAGGCUUCAAAUUGAACAAGACAGCGGACAGAAGCCUGUUAUAGUCACUGCGCCAGCAAACGUAGAGGUGACCGAUGGAGACUUCGUGACUUUGUCUUGCAACGCCACGGGAGUGCCUGUCCCAGUCAUUCAUUGGUACGGCCGCCAUGGAUUGAUAACCAGCCAUCCAUCACAGGUCCUCAGAUCCAAAUCCCGAAAGUCCCACCUGUUGCGACCUGGGGACCUGGACCCGGAGCCUAUCUACCUCAUCAUGUCCCAAGCUGGAUCCAGCUCUCUGUCUAUUCAGGCAGUUUCUCAGGAGCAUGCUGGGAAAUACACUUGUGAAGCUACAAACAGACAUGGCAGCACACAGUCAGAAGUGUUCCUCACAGUCGUUCCUUUUGAAACAAACACAAAGGCAGAAUCAGUCACACCUUCUGAAGCUUCUCAGAAUGAUGAACGAGACCCACGAGACCGGUCGGAGUCCGGCCUGCUGAACUUGUUUCCAGCGAAGGUGCAUUCCAGUGGAGUGGGAUUGCCAGCCGAGAAAAAUGCCUCUGUUCCCGAUGCUCCUAACAUACUGAGCCCUCCACAGACCCACAUGCCAGACACAUACAACCUGGUGUGGAGGGCAGGGAGGGAUGGCGGAAUGCCCAUCAACGCCUAUUUCGUGAAGUACCGAAAGCUGGACGAUGGCAGUGGUGCAGUGGGCGGCUGGCACACGGUGCGUGUCCCAGGGAGUGAAAAUGAGCUGCACCUAACUGAGCUGGAGCCAUCAAGUCUCUAUGAAGUUUUGAUGGUGGCCAGAAGUGCAGUGGGUGAAGGACAGCCUGCCAUGCUUACCUUCCGAACCAGCAAAGAAAAAAUGGCAUCAUCAAAAAACACCCAGGCAUCCUUUCCACCUGUGGGCCUCCCUAAGCGACCUGUUACUUCAGAGGCUUCCAACAGCAAUUUUGGAGUUGUGCUUACGGAUUCCUCUAGGCAUAGUGGAGUCCCAGAAGCACCAGAUCGACCUACUAUCUCUAUGGCAUCAGAGACCUCAGUCUACGUCACCUGGAUUCCCCGAGCAAAUGGCGGCUCUCCCAUCACCGCCUUCAAGGUGGAAUAUAAGCGGAUGAGAACUAGUGAUUGGCUGGUGGCUGCUGAAGACAUCCCGCCUUCCAAACUCUCUGUGGAAGUUCGGAGUUUAGAGCCAGGUUCAAUAUACAAAUUUAGGGUCAUUGCCAUCAACCAUUACGGUGAAAGUUUUCGGAGCUCAGCGUCCCGUCCUUACCAGGUGGCCGGCUUCCCAAAUCGAUUUUCCAACCGCCCAAUAACUGGACCUCACAUCGCAUACACAGAGGCUGUCAGCGAUACUCAGAUCAUGCUCAAAUGGACGUAUAUUCCAUCAAGUAACAAUAACACGCCCAUUCAAGGAUUCUAUAUCUAUUACCGACCAACAGACAGUGACAAUGACAGUGAUUACAAGAGGGACGUUGUGGAAGGUUCAAAGCAGUGGCACACCAUUGGUCACCUGCAGCCGGAAACCUCCUAUGACAUCAAGAUGCAGUGCUUUAAUGAAGGAGGGGAGAGUGAGUUCAGCAACGUGAUGAUCUGUGAGACCAAAGUGAAACGUGUUCCCGGAGCUUCAGAGUAUCCCGUGAAAGAGCUGAGUACGCCUCCCAGUUCUUCAGGAAAUGGAGGGAACGUGGGGCCUGCAGCCAGCCCUGCCAGGAGCAGCGAUAUGUUGUACCUCAUCGUUGGCUGUGUGCUUGGGGUUAUGGUCCUCAUUCUUAUGGUUUUCAUUGCGCUGUGUCUGUGGAAGAGUCGCCAACAGAGCGCCAUACAGAAAUAUGAUCCUCCAGGAUAUCUCUACCAGGGGUCAGAGGUUAACGGGCAGAUGGUAGAGUAUACUACUCUGUCAGGAACGGCCCGGAUCAAUGGGAGUGUCCAUGGAGGCUUCCUCAGCAGUGGCUGUUCUCACCUCCACCAUAAAGGCCCCAAUGGAGUCUCUGGGAUCCUGAAUGGAAGCAUAAAUGGAGGGCUUUAUUCUGCACACACAAACUCCCUAACCAGGACAUGUGUGGAGUGCGAGCAUCCUCACCAUCUAGUGAAUGGUGGAGGAGUGUACACAGCCGUCCCUCAGAUUGACCCACUGGAAUGCAUUAAUUGUCGGAAUUGCCGGAACAACAAUAGGUGCUUCACCAAAACCAACAGUCCCCUUCCUGUGGUCCCAGUGGUAGCCUCUCAUCCUCAGGAUGGUCUGGAAAUGAAGCCCCUCAAUGCCAUGAAGGUACCUAUGUGUCCAGCUUCCACAGUUCCUGAUCGUGCCCAAGACAGUGUGGAACCAAGACCUACCCAGCAUACUUGCUGCCAGGACAACAUAAGUGACAUCAAUUCUGAUUCCACAGAAGACACUGCAGAGUUGAACAGAGGAGACAGCAGUGGUCAUUCAGAAGCAGAGAACAGAGUUUUCAGUUGGAACCCUCUUAUUCUGUCGCCUGUCUUGGAGGACUGCGGUGAGAAGACAGCGUGGUCUCCUCCUGGCCCCCCUCUAGACGGGCUGUCAGUGGUCCUUCAGCAAGCCCAUGAGACCUGAGAGGAACACGAGCAAGCCUCUUCAUGUUCCCACUGCGAGCCAGCAACUGCGCCACACGGGCCUGGGGACAAACUGUGUGAAGGACAUCAAAUCAGAGAAAACCAUUAUUUAUUGUUUGUAGUAGUAAUGUCAUGAAUGUCUCUUAAAAUGUGUGCCCUUUUAUAUUAUUUAUGCCUUACAUUUUCUCUUCUCCAUUUCUUCCUCCCUCCCCCACCCCCCCAUUUUUUAUAGAGUUUUUCAAUCAUCUGGAGAGCGGGGCAUCAUUGUGUCUGCCGGGGCCUUCAGUGGCAGUAGGAACUUGUGCUGGGUCCCAUCUUCUGGCCUCUUCAGUUGUGGGGAGGAGGAUUGUCCAAGCCAGUUCACAUUUGUCACCAAUCUUUCCUACAUGAAAACUGUCACUUCUCCCAUGUCAUCAGACUUUCUGAACAUUUAGAAAUCAACCAUAGUUGUGAUCAUGUGUUUAUAAUAGCCAACCCAGCUGACAAAUUUUAUGACUGCCUUCCAGAGAAAUACUAAUUCUGACUUAUUUUCUCUCUGUGCCUGAGUAUAAGUAAUGGUCAGUCUUCUAGGUAUCAAAUUAGCCAGUGUUGUUAUGAACAGGGAAGCAUGUAAAGUCUGUUUGGGUUAUUGUACUAUGUAGAAAGGGAACCAGAUUCAGAAAGAAAAUUAAUGCCUUCAUGGUUCACUGCUUUAUUUUAAUUUACAAAAUGGUCGCCAUGAGUUCUUGACACUCCUUGCAAGGGUAUAUAGUACAAAAUGAGACUUUUGAAGUGACAGUUUAAAGAGAAAGCUGUCACACGCCUCAAGAGAGAGGAGGGCUGAAAGGGACCUCUAAGUGAAGCUCUCCCCUCUGUCCCAUAGUGCUUGCGGUGUUAAAACUACUUGAAGACUGACAUUUUUGUCACUUCCAACAUAGACAGUGUCCUGGAGGAUCUGAGUGAGCAUGUGUGAAGCCAUCCUUCUGCCACUGUAGCAAAAUUCCUGAGGUGAUUGUCUUAUAAGUACGAAGGGUUAGCUUGGCUCCCAGUUUGAGAAGUUCUAGCUUGUGAUCAGAUAGACCUGUGCUUUGGGCCUGUGCUGAGGGAACACAUCCUGGUGGGUAUGCAUGGCAGAGCAAAAUUGGGUAUGCAUGGCAGAGCAAAAUUGCUUAUACCACAAAGGAGAGGUGAGGGGAGAAAGAGGAGAGGAGCAGAGUGUACAGGUCCCCUCCCCCAACCCUGCCCCACCCGAGAGUGUGCCUCAGUGAUCUGAAAACCUCACAUUCCUCCCUGUUCAAGAUUCUUCCACCUCCGGAACAAGCUGCUGUGGGAAUCGGACCUUGAACACACAGAUAGGCCUUUGGAAAAUAGUAUCCAAACUGCAGCAGAACGUCAGGAAAAGCUUAGUUUGAAGAAAAGGGUUUGAGGGCAUUUGUUGACAGUUUUUCUGGUCACCAUCAUUAUAAAAAGUAAUCCAGGCGUCAGUCAGCAGGGUCCAUGUAGCCAGUUACUGUUCUCAGAGUGACAAGGACAUUGCAGCGGCCUUCGGAAGGCUUUUCAUCCAAAAUGUGUGAAAUAGAAACUCCAGGUGCUACAAAUGAACCAAGCCCUGACAGAUCACAGAUCUGCUUUUGAAUGGUUGUAUCCCUUAAGGGGGGGAAACCAAAGUUAUUCUCUUUAUGUGGAAUCAGACAAUUCCAGGAUACAUUUUGGUUUUUUGUUUCCCACAAAUUGCAGUGAAAGAGAAUAAGAUACUGUAGUAAUCAACUCUAUAUACAUUUGUCAGUAUUCCCUUACAUAUGUCUGUAUCUUUUAUAAAUAGAACUGUUAGUGGGAAUGUGCUGUUUCAGCAGAGGCCACUUCGGAAAAGUUGCUUCUGUAGAAUGCAGUAAAUAGAAUUCCAUAGCUGGGUAGCGGGGUGCUGUAGAAGGGAGUUCUAUGAUCCUGGGGUUCAUGACCAUAGUGUAAGAAAUAUGCAAUUAGUUCUGGAGGCAGACGGCUGUAGCCUUAUGUCUUGACUUGCAAAGGACAGCAUAGAGACCUACUGUGUGCUUUGCCAGUUGGAUUGGAACAAAGCUGCUCAGAGCAGGGGUUUAGGAAGGCAGGAAGCAAAUGUCUGUGGGCAGUCAGUUGUUCACUGUGACUCAUGAAACAGGUAUGCUGGUGGGAGCCUUAGGUCAGAACUGCUUUUAAAGAUUGAAUUUGACAUGGGGCUUGCCCAUGAGGAAGAUGAAAUUUCCUUUACCUUUAGGGGCAAUCUCAUUGUGGACUGCUUUAUUUAUGAUUAGUAACGCUGUUUUAAGUGUUAACCCUUUUAUUGUAUUUUAUUUAUAAAAAUGGCUUUAUAUAUUGAGAUAUAUAAAUAUAAAUAUAAAUCUAUAUAAUUGCCUUUAUAUUUAGGAGCUUGAGUUCUCCUUAGUGUGAGUUUCUGUGAACUUUCUAGCCCUGCACAGUCACCGGAAAUGGUCCUAGCAAGUGUCACUUCCCCAGGAGUCAAGAGGACAUAGGCAAAUGUGGGGCCGCCAUGUGUUGGGGGGAGGUGUCAUCAGUCAUUCCGAGAUGGGAUAGCACGCAUUUGUGGAAGAAUGAUUGUUUACUAAGUUCCCUGUUUGUUACUGUUAUCUCUUCCGACCUCCACAGCAAGCAGACAGAGUAGGCAUGGGAUUCCCAGCUCACGAGUGAGCUGGAGUCUGUGCUGGAACCCAGUUUACCUGAUCCAUCACGCAUGCCCCAUUUACCUCUCUCUGGAAGCGUUAUGGUUCACUCUCCAUGGAACCAGUCUAGAAUGUGUGCUGUUGUCCACCCCUGCUGGGGACACCUUUUCAUGGUUUGGAUGAGUCUUUGUUUAGCAUGAAACUACCCUAGUCCUAGUAAAUCAUGUCAUUGUUCCCUGGUUGUGUUCACCAAUUAUGUGGCUGACUCUGGUGACAGGUGCUGUGCAGGGUACAGGUUAAUUGUGUUAUUCUGAACUGUUGGGGUGAUCUCAUUGUAAAACGGUUUUUUCUGGGUUCUCCUUGUAUAGUUGUUAUUCCAGGCCGAGCAUAUCAUGUCUCUGUCAGCUCCAGCACUACCAAGGAACUGUUGGGAACUGUCCUUGACCUAUGUUGCUCGCUCUUACAGCAUUGACCCUGAGAUGCUUGUGUUGUACUAUAUUGAAAAAAAAAUCUUUUAUUUUCCUUAAAGUUGUGCUGUUACGUGUGAAAUUGUACAUACUCUUAAGUGAUGUAGUUUUGACAGGUUUUAUUUGGUUGACAUGAUUUUAUAUUAAAAGAGAAUGCUGCUUUCACA